This is a messenger RNA of Oldenlandia corymbosa var. corymbosa, 2650 nucleotides long. NCBI's taxonomy places the organism in Eukaryota, Viridiplantae, Streptophyta, Magnoliopsida, Gentianales, Rubiaceae. The record is from the annotation of a GenBank genome assembly.
AACAAAUCUAGAACCACACCUCCUAUAUACUAAGCAUAUAUCCUCUUCUUCUCUCUUCUUGUGUAUAAUUGGUCAUCCUAGUUUAAUUAGUCACAACCUCCCAAUUUUAUUGCCGAGUCCAUUGCUCUCAUUCAAACCUUUCUUCUCAGUCUUCACUUUACUCUUUCUCCUUUUUUCUUCUUCAUAUAAUGGCCAAAGGAAGUGGACUCUCCUUUGAUCCAGAUCGCAUCUCCAAUAAUCUCUUCUUCUGCCACAACCCUACUCAUAUAUUAUACUCUUUUCAACAACAAAACAAACAAUCGCACCCUAAUAAUCAUCUUCUUCAUAACCUAAAAUCCGUACCCGAAAAAAACCAACAUCAUCAUCAACAAGAAGAAGCUGAUAUUGCUGCUGAAAAGCGAAGGAAAAAGAAAGCAUUUUUGUGUAUGGAUAUGGAUAUGGACGACGACCCGACACCACCGACUACUUUUCAGUUCCCAGUCAGCCUUAACUGCGCCGCUUCUUCUAAUCACCAUCAUCAAUAUCGUCGUCGUCGCCAUGGAAAUGAUGACGAUGACGAUGUCGAUGAUGAAGAAAACCGUUCAGGUCGUCCACGGAACGGUGACGUUCAUCACCAUGAGAUGGAUUUUUUUGCUGAUAAUAAUAAAAAACUGGAUAAGUUGUCUUCUAAGGCAGAAGGUACCAUGAACAGUGUGGUUUCUCCUCCUGUUGUUGAUGGUGUUGAUAAUCAAAAAGAUCUCAGUGGACCUUCUGAUGAAUUGGGCUUCAAUAUCAAUACUGGAUUGCAUCUGCUCACCAGAAACACAAGCAGUGAUCAAUCAACAGUGGAUGAUGGAAUCUCUCCAAACUCUGAUGAUAAAAGAUCCAAAAGCGAGCUAGCGGUUCUUCAAGCCGAGCUAGAGCGAAUGAACGUGGAGAAUCAGCGGUUGAGAGAAGUUUUGAGCCAAGUCACAGGCAACUACAACAAUCUACAAAUGCAUUUGAUGGCCAUAAUGCAACAACAAAGAGACAAUCAUCAUCAUCAUCAAGAAGAAGAAGAUGGAAAAAUGGAAGUAGACAACAAAAAGAUCCAUCACGGGGGAGGAGGAGGAGGACUAAUGGUGCCUAAGCAGUUCAUGGAUCUCGGGCUCGGUACUGCUGCUGCUUCCGUCAACAUCGAUGAGACAUCGUUAUCAUCGGAAAGCAACAGCGGUGGCGGUGUCGGUGUUGCCAGCAGCAGUCAGGAACUAUCCCGAUCGCCUCAGGCUAACACCGACAUCGGGGAUCAUGGGAUUGAGGAUAGUCCUGAAAAGGGAUCUUGGGGGGCCAACAAAAUUGCAAGGCUGAAUAAUAAUAAUAAUAAUAGUAGUAACAAUAAUAAUCAUAAUACGAAAAAUGUUGAUCAGGCUACCGAGGCGACUAUGAGGAAAGCUAGAGUAUCUGUCAGAGCUCGAUCAGAAGCACCAAUGAUCACUGAUGGAUGUCAAUGGCGGAAGUAUGGUCAGAAAAUGGCCAAAGGAAACCCGUGUCCCCGAGCUUAUUACCGCUGUACCAUGGCAGCUGGCUGCCCAGUUCGGAAACAAGUUCAAAGAUGUGCUGAGGACAGAACAAUUUUGAUCACAACCUAUGAAGGAAACCACAACCAUCCAUUACCACCAGCAGCCAUGGCUAUGGCUUCAACAACAUCAUCAGCAGCAAGAAUGCUGCUUUCAGGUUCAAUGCCAAGUGCUGAUGGAAUCAUGAACUCUAAUUUCUUGGCAAGAACUCUCCUCCCUUGUUCAUCAAGCAUGGCUACAAUCUCAGCUUCAGCACCAUUUCCUACUGUUACUUUGGACCUAACUCAAAACCCUAACAACCCAUUGCAAUUCCAGAGACCCCCAAACCAAUUCCAAAUCCCUUUCCCGCCACCAGCUAACGCGACGCAAAAUUUCGUCGCUAAUCCGGCGACAUCCCUUUUGCCACAGAUUUUUGGGCAAGCGGCAUUGUACAACCAAUCCAAGUUCUCCGGCCUACAAAUGUCGCAAGAUAGUUGUAGCAGAGAAGCUGCGGAAUUAGGUCACCAACAACUGCCGCAACCGUCGCACCACGGCCAGCUGCCACUUCCGUUGGCGGAUACCGUCACGGCUCUCACCGCCGACCCUAAUUUUACCGCCGCUCUGGCCGCCGCGAUAACUUCUUUGAUCGGGAAUUCACAUCCGAACAGUAUCACUAAUAAUAAUAAUAAUAAUAAUAAUAAUAAUAAUAAUAAUAGCAUCACCAAUGCUGCCGCCGCCGCCACAACUAGUAACAAUAAUGGGAGUGUCACAAGUAACAAUAAUUAGCAAUGGGAAAUGGGAAUAAAGUCCUUAAACACAACUUCGCCAGGAAAUUACUUUAGGGGAAUGGACAUCCCUCCCCUUCUUUCUAUUUUAGUUUUGAUUUUUUGAUUAGUAGCCUCUAAAUUUGAUUAUUAUUUAGCAACGUUACAAGUGUCCAUUCAUUCUCGGGACAUGCGGAUUUUUUUAUAAAUUGAAUAUAAGACAAUUAUUUUUUUUCGAUUCAUGCUUGUUUUGAAUAAUGUAAUCAAAAUGCAAAGUCAAAUGUAAAGCAAACAACAGUUACAAAAAGAAAUUGAUAGUGCAAGGAAGUUAGCAUUUUUUGUCCUUUGUGCCUAGUAAUUUGAAAUUCGAGC